AUGCAUACAGAGGUUGUCUUUAGAAGAUAUUUGCUACCAGCAGAAAAGGUUUAUCUAUCAUUGUCAUUUGUUUAUAAUUACAAGGCAUGGGAUCAUGGCUCACAAAUACUUGUUUGCAAGCCUAUAUAUAUGUUUCUUCAAAAUGUUCAUCCUUUACAUACAACAUUAGAGUUAACUUUAGAAACAACUCUUGGUAAGGACUUGACAUAUUUAAAUUCUAGAGACUUGUCAUUGUAUUGGCCAAGCUUAAAUGUGAAGUUAGAACGUGUAAAUAUGCAACCAAGGACAAGUGCUGGAGAUGCUUUCCGUGUAAGUGCAUCAAGUACACCUAGCAAUUUAAGUAGAGGAUCUGACCCAGAUGACAACGAAUCACGAGGUGAUGUUUACAUAUGGGGAGAAGUUUUGACAGAUGGGGUAUCAUCUAAUUGGAGUGGAACUCAAGUCCCUUUUAAGUCAGAUGUGUUGAUUCCUAAGCUUUUGGACUCAAAAGUUGUUCUUGAUGUUUGCCAAAUUGCAUCUGGUGGAUGCCACAUUGCUAUGAUUACAAGGCAAGGAGAUGUUUUUACCUGGGGAGAAGAAUCAGGGGGAAGACUUGGCCAUGGAAUUGAUAAAGAUUUUCGCCAUCCUCACCUUGUUAAGUUUGAGGAAGAUACAAAGUUGGAGUUUGUUGCAUGUGGAGAGUAUCAUACUUGUGUUGUAUCUCAAUCUUAUGAACUUCUCACAUGGGGUGAUGGCACAUAUAAUGUUGGACUUCUUGGGCAUGGUAAUGAGUGCAGCCAUUGGAUACCAAAAAAGGUUAAUGGCCUUUUAGGACUUGAAGUUGUAUCUGUUGCAUGUGGCACAUGGCAUUCAGCAUUGGCAACAUCAAAUGGAAAACUUUUCACUUUUGGUGAUGGAGCUUUUGGUGUCUUGGGCCAUGGAGAUAGAGAGAGCGUGUUAUAUCCAAAGGAGGUACAAUUAUUAAGUGGCCUAAAAACUAUAAAGGUUGCAUGUGGAGUUUGGCACACUGCUGCUAUUAUAGAAGUUACAUUUCAAUCUGGUUCAACUGCUUCACCAUGGAAGCUCUUCACAUGGGGUGAUGGUGACAAAUAUCGUUUAGGUCAUGGAAAUAAGGAAACAUACCUUCAACCUACUCGUGUGUCUCCACUUAUGGAAUAUAAUUUCCAACAAGUAGCUUGUGGGCAUACCAUGACUAUUGCUCUCACUACAUCUGGUCAUGUCUUUACAAUGGGAGGAACUGAAAAUGGUCAAUUAGGAAAUCCAACAUCUCUUGGAAAAAUACCAACACUAAUUCAAGAUAAGUUGCUUGGUGAGUAUGUUGAGCAAAUAUCAUGUGGAGCACAUCAUGUUGUUGUUUUAACUUCAAGAAGUGAACUAUAUACGUGGGGAAUGGGUGCCAAUGGCAGGUUAGGACACGGAGACACAGAAGAUAAGAAUACUCCUACAUUGGUCACGACCUUGAAAGAUAAGCAUAUAAAAAAUAUAUCAUGUGGCUCAAACUUCACAUCUUGUAUUUGUGUCCAUAAAUUGGUCUCUGGAACUGACCAAUCAACUUGUUUUAGUUGUCAACAAGCAUUUGGCUUAACAAGGAUAAGGCACAGUUGUCAUAAUUGCGGAUUGGUUUUCUGUCAUACUUGUAGUUCUAAAAAGGCAUUGAAAGCAGCAUUGAGUCCAACUCCAGAAAAACCUCAUCGUGUAUGUGAUAAUUGUUAUGUUAAGCUUAAAGAUGUUGGGGAUGGUGGUGCUUCCAAGUUUAAUACAAAGGAAAGUCUUUAUUCUUCAAUAAAUGGAAAAGAAAUUUUAGUCCAAGGAACAUCAAGGUCAACAAGAAAUCUUUUUUCUCCCUCCAUUGAACCAAUUAAAUACCUUGAGAUCAAGAGUAGUAAGCCUACAAGCAAAGAUGAUUCUACUUCCUUCGUACAAGCUCCUAAAGUUUCAUCUCUUUCACAGUUAAAUCCAAGUUCAUUAAGUUAUACUCAAAGUGUUUUGAAGCCUAAUAUAACUCUUACUCCAUCAGAAACUUCACCACCUCCACGAUCUCUUGCCAACUAUAGGCCCGCAUACACAAGUAGACAAUGUCCUCCACGUCCUGCCAACCCUAGAUUUUCUGGAAGUCUUAUCGAUAAUUUGAGAAGGAAAAAUGAGCUUUUGAACCAAGAAGUUUCAAAGUUGCAAAAACAAAUUCAAAGUUUGAAGAAUAAGAGUGACAUAAAAGAUGUGGAUAUUCAAAAGCUUCAAAAAAAGGCUACAGAAGCUAUUGCCUUGGCUGCAGUGGAAUCUUCUAAUCAUAGAAUAACAAAGGAAUUUGUUGGAUCUAGUAUAUAUCAGUUAAAAGAAAUGACUAUGAAUCUAUCACAAGAAACACCAGAAAGUAAAGAUUUGAGAACUAUGAUUGCUCGAGUUGAAGAUUUUCUUAAAGAUAUUUCAGAAAUUGAAGCACCUUCCAUGCCUUCAAAGUUGGAGUCCCAAAAACAAAAUGUGGUUGAUAUACCUACUUCAAAUAUUGACUUUUCUAAACUACAAAGACAAAAACUAGAACAAAAUAUUGAUGUUGCAAGGGUUCAUCCAUGUGAAGAUGGAGGAAAUGUCCUAGAAGAAAGUACAAAGUUGGAAUCUAAGCAACAAAAUACACUUGAUAUAUUUGCCUUGGAUACCAACACUUUUGAACUACAAGAACACAAAUCAAAACAAAAUGUUGAUGCCACAAAAGUUGAUCCAAGUCAAGAUGGAGAAGAUUUCCUUGAAGAAAAUAAUGGAUCAAAGUUGCAAUUUGAGCAACAAAAUACACUUGAUAUACCUUCAUUAGAUGCUAGUGCUUUUAAAGUGCAGGAACACAGACCAGAAGAAAGUGUCAAUGCUGUAGAAGAUGAUUCAUGUAAAGAUAGAGAAAAUUUCCUAGAAGAAAGUAAUGGUUCAAUGUUAAAGUCUGAGAAACAAAAUGAAACUAAUGAGCAUGUUGUAAUUAAUGACAUUGCUAAACUACAAGAGCAUAAAUUAGAAGAAAAUGUUGAUGCUACAAUAGCCCUUCAACAAUAUAAUGGAUCAUCUGUAUCUAGUGUUGGAGAAACAAUACCUCCACAAAACUUAGAAAAUGGUUCAAGAUCAUUAGACUCAAUGCUGAGAAAACAAGGAGAAAUACAAGUUAUUGAAAAAUUUGAGCAUGGUGUUUAUGUGACGCUUAUGCUGCAACCAGAUGGCAUCAAAAUUUUUAAACAAGUUAAAUUCAGUAAACGAAGAUUUACAAGAAAUCAAGCAGAAGAAUGGUGGAAUCAAAACAAGAUUAGAGUUCUUAAAAAAUAUUGUCCAACACAUCAAAAGCUAACAACUGGAUCAUGUAAUGACACAUCACUUGUUAAAGAAAAUAUUGAGAUAUCAACUUCUAAAACUUAA
Messenger RNA from Abrus precatorius (Indian licorice), 3390 nucleotides. Its product is annotated as PH, RCC1 and FYVE domains-containing protein 1-like. The transcript is spliced from 6 exons. The record is from RefSeq and is a predicted model, not a curated record. Gene Ontology annotation, molecular function: metal ion binding. The coding region runs from base 1 to 3390 and encodes 1129 amino acids. NCBI's taxonomy places the organism in Eukaryota, Viridiplantae, Streptophyta, Magnoliopsida, Fabales, Fabaceae.